GUGAGAGUGAAAACACGUGACUUCAGGGUCACGUGCUACCAACGUUUAGUAUUUAUAGCUUCUCUUCUGUAGACCUAAAAAUAUCAUCGAAAUUUUCUACCUUCUAAAGUUGUCUCCUGAAGAAUUGAGUGCCCAGCUCCUACCGUCUCCCUCACCUCGCUGUCGCGAUGUAGCGAUUCUCCCCAUUUUACUACGUGUAGCCACUUGCUCUAUGCUUGGUAUAUGCGAAGGCUUUUCUUGUGUGACCAUUACCACCUUCUACACUUUUACAUUGGUGACCUACGCAGGGAAGAAAACGUCGAAAGGUCAGAUAGCUAUGUGCGAACCUGAGCUCUUGGAUCGUCUUCAGAAAGCAAGUGGUUAUUGGGUGCAAUAGGUAGAUUGAGGUAACGGGACUGCCGGAAUACCUGUAGAUGGUAUGGUGUCGCAACUCGUGAUUGUUGCGGUGAGGGAGACAUUGUUUCCCUAAAAACUCAAAACCGAUAUGUGGCCUCUUGGUGUAAAAGUGGGGGGGAGUGGAAAAACUUUAUUGUUGUAUCCACAUCCACCACAGCACCGAGAGAACAUAUCGUGACUAUCUCGAACGAAAUAGCCUCCUGCGGAAACGCCGGUAUCGCUUGGAAGUCAAGGGAGAAUCUUCGCUUUUUCAAUCUACAAGUCAGGUGGGCGGGGGGACACCAGGGUAAACAAGGUGAAAACUCAAAAGUCUACGGGGCUAGAAAAUUCCUAUAGAGUUCUGAUUAUACGUGGUCAGAAUGGGGGUGGACUAGCAGCCAUCUGAUGGGUAUUCACCGGCGAUACAAGGGUGAAUUCUCUCUUGCCCAAUGAUGAAAGGGAGACAAAGAGCGGAGAUACUUCCUUAGCCAAGAGCUAUUCCGAAAACUCGGGAAAGUAGGAGGUUACGAGUUAGAGAAAGCCCAACGUCAAUAUGCCGAAAAAGUGGUGAAAUGUUGGUUGUCGUGGAUGCAAUGGGUCUCUUUGUAACUUCGCAAACUUUUCGCGAAGUUAUGAAGAAGGGUAAAAGACUCCGAAGUUGUACGAAAACAACGGUAUAAAGUCUUGCUACCCUUCCAAGAUUGCAACCUGCAACAACCGAUCAAGAAUAAAACAUUAGAAAAAGAAGGAAAGAAUCAUUUCAGACAAAAUGGAACCCAUUAAAUUCGAAGGAGAGGCUGGUCAAAUGAGGGAGAGAGACUCGAUCUCUGAUUCGGCUUCCGAUACAUCAAUUCCGAUCACUGCAUCCAACUCUCGGGAACAGAGAGACACCCCCGAAGCUCCAGGAGAAGGACCACUCCCUCAACAAGUAAAGGAGCAACGAAAAACCGAGUCUGUCAAACAGAAGCAAAGCGCCAAUGUGUUCCCGCAAGAUGGGCACGUUAGCGCUGCACAACUUGCUGCUAUUUUGGAACAACUGAGCAGAGCAAAUGCCCCACCAUUGCCCCUCCCCGGACAAGAAGGAAUGCCGUGGUUCCAAGGUUCCAAUGCUACAGAGUGGUGUGAAGGCAUGGAACAACUCCGACGCAACUACAGGAUGAACGAGGAAGACUUCCGUCUUCGAAUUCCAUUGCAGGUGGAAAGGACUCUUCGAGAGGAUGUUAAGGCCAUGAAAGAGUGGCAGCAAGAAGGUUGGGAUUGGGAACGCAAAUUCAAGCCUGCAUUUCUCAAGGAGCACUUGGCAGAUGAUAUUCAUCAGAAAAUGUAUUCGAGAGACUACAUUCGUCGUCUUGCUAAGAAAUAUAAACAGGAAGGGGAAGACAAUGCUGACGCACUUGCACGCUUUACGCGUCAGUAUAAUCAAGUCGCCCAACGCUUGAUUAGAGACAAAGCUUCAACCAAGAGCGAGGUCACUGAAACUUUCUUGAAAAACAUCCCUAAAAGAGCUGCUCGCAAGUGCAUUGCUGGACUCAAGAUAGACCUGAAGAAACCUGGUACAGUGGAGUGGGAUAAAGUCUUUCAAUGGGUAAUGCAAUAUACAGACAAUGAAUCCCAAUUUAGGAUCCUCGAGGUGAGCGAUUCUGAGGAAGAUUCGGGUCUGGAAGAGUUGAUCGAUACUGUCACUUCAUUCAAGAAAACCAAAGUGCAAGCCAAGAGUCCUGUCAUCCCAAAGGCAGACAAAUCCCUCUUGCUACGCGACCCCAAAUGUCAACAUACUACCCCUCUCUGGGCUCGAACAAUGUGCAAGAUGGUAUGGACGACAGUGUAGAAUAUGUCAAUGUCGCUCAGAGGAGAUAUUGUUACUUUUGCCAAAACCAAUACCCUGGGAAAGAAGAUCACA
Messenger RNA from Botrytis cinerea B05.10, 2275 nucleotides. RefSeq lists its product as hypothetical. Lineage: Eukaryota; Fungi; Ascomycota; Leotiomycetes; Helotiales; Sclerotiniaceae. The coding region runs from base 1145 to 2203 and encodes 352 amino acids. The transcript has 2 exons. The record is from RefSeq and is a predicted model, not a curated record.